Molecule: messenger RNA, 3465 nt
Organism: Kalmanozyma brasiliensis GHG001
Lineage: Eukaryota; Fungi; Basidiomycota; Ustilaginomycetes; Ustilaginales
Product: Peroxisome biogenesis factor 1, N-terminal
Exons: 1
Coding region: 1-3465 (1154 amino acids)
Biological process (GO): protein import into peroxisome matrix
Cellular component (GO): peroxisomal membrane; cytosol; peroxisome
Molecular function (GO): ATP binding; ATP hydrolysis activity
Source: RefSeq, a predicted model, not a curated record
AUGUCGCGCUCUUUCAAACCAAAAGGCCGCUCGGCCAAGUCAACCAUCGUCCGAAUCCAGUAUGAUCCCACACUCAAGUCGUCGCUCGUCCACCUGCCCAUGUGCCUCUAUGCACCACUGGUCGACCUCGCAGUCCCACCACAAUCGCUUGUCGUUGAGAUUGAUGCGUCGCCCUCCUCGACUCAAGCGGUCGCUUAUUAUGCAGGAUGGUCAGGCAUGAGCGCUGCUCCGCUUUCGGUCGGCAACUCUCUCUCCCAGAACGGAGCAUCCUCAUCCGCCAAUGGCAAGGCGUCUGCCUCUGACGUCCUCAACGUCUCUCCUUCUCUCGCUGCAUCCUUUCGCCCUCCAUUGCAAGACGGCGCUACCUGCUCUGUUCGUCUCCUGCGCUCUCCACCUCUGCCGACGGCCACAAAGAUCGAUGUCACGCCGCUCUCCGCCGACGACUGGGAGAUUCUCAGCUUGCACGCCGAAGAAGUUGAGCUCAAUAUGCUUGGCCAAGUGCGCGCAGCCACCACCGGUCAGGUCCUCACCGUCCACGUCGGUCGAGGCGGUAAUACGGUUGUGCGCUUCCGAGUCGACUCCACAACGCCGAGCACCGCCGCAGUCGACGCUGCAGAACCCGACACAGAUGACACCGACUCCGCUGCCGCCAUUGCCGUUCGGCUCUCCACCGAUACUGAAGUCAUUAUCGCACCCAGAUUACGCAAGAAAGCCGUCGACGCGUCCAUGGAAGAAGAGCACUCUCUGCAGCCUAUCAACAAGCCAGCUCUCAACGGCGUAGGUGCGGAAGCGGAGGUAGCAGCAUUGAGGCAGGCGCUCCCGAAGCUCUUGUGGCGCGUCUUGCCGCAGCGCUUCGCCGAAGGUCUUCAAAUCGACAGUCUCUCAACGAGCGUCGCGGUAUCCUCCACUUCCGAUGUCGGCCACGACCAACUGCUCAGCAUCUACCCAGAUGGCCGACUCUCGAUCACUAAAGUCUCGUGUCCAACCAACAACAGCGCACAGGAGAUGAAUAACGCUGGUCGAGACAAGGGGUCGUCGUCUGCGAGUGCCAAUGGCUUCGAUGAUGCGGCCGCUGGUACAGCGAACGCUCAGGCGGCCAUGCCAGCAAGGCCGACAGCCAGCGCGAGAUUCGUCCGUGCCGAGGACUUGCCAGGCAGCAGGGCUCACGACGACGUAGCAUGGCCUGAGAGGCAUGUGCUGCUGGGCGCCGCGCUUCGUGAUCAGCUCGGUAUUCAGGACUACGACCUCGUCCGUUUUGGUGCCCCUCCCCCCGGGUUCAGCAAGUCCCCUUCGAGUAACGUAGCAUCUCAGUCAGACGCCUCUGCAGCUGACUCCAAGUCCAAGUCAGACACUGCAUCAGAGCUGGCCGGUGUGGAUCACAUUCUUCGAGAUACAAAGGAAGCCAUCUCAGCCUGCUUCCGCGCACGCGCCCUCGAAGCCUCUUCCCAGCCGUCUGCCGAUGCCAAACCCUUCCAAGGCUCGUCGAGCCUGCUUCUCACAGGAGGUCCCGGCUCAGGCAAGACGGUCAUCGCCAAACACCUCGCCGCCGACCUCUCGCGCGACUUUCGCCUCUGCCUCGCCACCUCGUACUUUGACUGCUCGCCCUUCAGCGAAGACCGCGUGCCUGUGCUGCGUGCGCGCUUCAGCGAGUGGCUCAACGAGGCAGCUUGGAAAGCACCUAGCCUGCUCAUCCUCGACAACAUCGAUCGAAUAAUGCCAGCCGAGAUGGAACACGUCGACUCGCAGCGUUCGAGGCAGCUAGCCGAGGCUUUUGUGACAAGGGUCAGGGACUGCGUCAAGAGCUUUGGCGUGUUUGUUGUCGCAACAGCGCAAGGCAACACGAGCAUUCACAGUCUGCUCAACUCGAGCCAUCUGUGGCUCGACAACGUGCAGCUCAAGCCGCCGGGCAAAGAAGGGAGGCGCGAAAUCCUGGCUCAUUUGGUGCAGAAGAAGCUUAGCAACGCCAACAAGAAAGGAAAGGUGAGCGGCGAGUCAGCACAGGAAGUGGCCGACGGCAGCCAGGCGGCUUCAGAACUUAAUUUCGUCACGCUGGCGACCCAGACGGAGGGCUACCUGCCGGCUGAUCUGCGCGAUCUUGUCGAGAGGGCGACGCACCAGGCUGCCAUUCGUAGUGCGAGCACCACGGAGACGACUCUGGCUCCUCGAUCAGCACCCAAUGGAGUGUCCAGAAACGGCAUCGCGCACGCUGCUGUCAACGGCACGGCCAGUCCCCGACCCGAGGGUGGCGAGGAGGGGCUCUCGAUCACCAUGGACGACUUCGUCCAAGCGCAGGACGGCUUCACACCUCUGUCCCUCCGCGACGUCAAGCUGGAAAAGUCGUCCGUCGCGUGGUCGGACAUUGGUGGCCUCAUCGAAACUCGCCGUGUCCUUCGCGAAACGCUCGAGUGGCCCACCAAGUACGCGGCCAUCUUCGCCUCCUGUCCCCUUCGUCUCCGCUCGGGUCUGCUCCUCUACGGCUACCCUGGUUGCGGUAAGACCCUGCUCGCUUCGGCCGUGGCCAAAGAAUGCGGUCUCAACUUUAUCAGCGUCAAAGGACCCGAGAUCCUAAACAAGUACAUCGGUGCCUCGGAGAAAUCGGUGCGCGACCUGUUCGAUCGCGCGCAAGCGGCCAAACCGUGCGUGCUGUUCUUCGACGAGUUCGACUCGAUCGCGCCCAAGCGUGGGCACGAUAGCACGGGCGUGACGGACCGCGUGGUGAAUCAGAUGCUGACGCAAAUGGAUGGUGCGGAAGGGCUGGAUGGGGUGUAUGUGCUCGCAGCGACGAGCAGGCCGGAUCUGAUCGACUCGGCGCUGUUGAGACCGGGUAGGUUGGACAAGUCGCUACUGUGCGAUAUGCCGACGGAGGAAGAUAGGCUGGACAUCAUGAAAGCCAUCGCCAGGAAGGUGCAUCUUCACCCGGAGGUGGAUCUGGAGAAAUGGGCGACCAAGACGGACGGGUUCUCGGGAGCAGAUCUGCAGGCCUUGCUGUACAACGCGCACCUCGAGGCGAUCCACGAGUCGAUCAGUGCGGUGGCCGAGGAGAAGGAGGAUGCGAAGAAGGAUGCGGACACUGCUUCCGACGGCACACUCAAGUUCACCACCAUCGGCGGGGGAGGCAAAAAGACGCUCAGCGGUGCAGAGAGGCAGGCGUUGGUGCGCAAACUCGAGUUGGUGCUCAAAAACACCCAGUCGCAGCCAAAAAACAAGCCGGGUCGGAUUUUACCGGCUCACCUCACCUCGGCUGCUCCCAAUGGCGUCCACGAGGUAGCAAAGAAGAGCAAGAGCAAGACCCUCGUCACCGAAGCACAUUUGGAAACGUCGAUCAAGAGCACCCGACCGAGUGUGCCGCUCGAGGAACAGAGGAGGCUGAGGGGGAUCUAUAGGACGUUUGCCGGUGAUAGAGAUGGGAAUUUUCCCGAUGGAGAGGCGAGCACGCAGAUCGGGGCGAGGAGCAGUCUGAUGUAG